This is a messenger RNA of Olea europaea var. sylvestris, 1040 nucleotides long. Its product is annotated as NDR1/HIN1-like protein 10. The transcript has a single exon. Bases 40 to 822 code for a protein of 260 amino acids. The record is from RefSeq and is a predicted model, not a curated record. Gene Ontology annotation, cellular component: plasma membrane. NCBI's taxonomy places the organism in Eukaryota, Viridiplantae, Streptophyta, Magnoliopsida, Lamiales, Oleaceae.
CAAAACAUAGCCCAGACAAUAUUUCUAUAAUCUACGACUAUGGAAGACCCGAAUAGACCCGUCACAGGCUACCCCGCCUCGGCCCAUAAUUCGUAUCCCAACGGUUACGCCAUCGGCGCCAAUCCACCUCCGUCCGGCACCGGUUACCCUUACGCAGCCCCUCCUCCAACUACCGGCCACUACAGUUACCAGAAUAACCCUUACAACCAGCAGAAUUACAACCAGGACCCGUACUCCGCCCGCCGCGCCACCUGUAUCCGCCGCAUCUUCGCCUUUGUUAUUGGGCUUAUUAUUAUAUUGGGUACCAUCACUUUUAUUGUCUGGCUUGUCCUCCGACCCCAGCUCCCCGAGUUCCGAGUUGACUCGUUUUCCGUUUCUAAUUUCACCGUCGGUAAUAAUUCUCUAGUCUCGUUCACUUCGGAGGUUCAGAUCACUGCCCGGAACCCGAAUAAGAAAAUGAAACUUGGUUACGAUCAUAUUAUGGCAAAGGUUUUUUACAAAUCAGAGUCUCUUGCUGAUACUUCCAUUCCUCCGUUUUACCAAGAUACCAAAAAUGAAACUUCCAUAACGGCGAACUUCGCAGCAGCUGGGAGUUAUGUGGAUAAGAGGGUAGUUGAUGGGAUAAAUUGGGAUAGGAGCAAGAAUGGGAAUGUGGGAUUCAAUUUGAGGAUGAUUUCUAGGGUUAAGUUCGAGGCAAAGGCGUGGAGGACGAGAAGAAGGUUUUUGAAGGUGUUUUGUGGGGAUCUGGUUGUUGGGAUUACAAGCAAUGCGAGAUCCGGUAUGUUAACCGGUGGGCCAAAGCAGUGCCGUGCUGGGAUCUGAGGUGAACUAAUGAAUUUUUAUUUUUUUUUUUUUUUUUUUUGGUUAAAUUAUUAGGUAAUCUUUGUUGGGUGUUUUAAAUUUGUUGAGCAUGGAUGAAUGUAAUUUUGCAAUGGAUAUAGGAUAAUAUCUGUGAUGUACAGUUAAAUUUCUUGCCUUUUCUUUUAAAUUUUGAUUAUGGCUGGUUUAUUUGUUGUUCAAUAUGAUAUUUGGUUCACAUU